GUUCUGCCUUUCAGAGGUUUGUGGUCUUCUCAGCUACCCUUAGCUGCUUCCUCUCAAUCCUGUUCCCCUUUUUCUGUGGCCUGAUGUUCCACCUCCGUGACUUUGCUGGAUAGCCCAAGGCUGUGUGUUCCUUUGCUGCAUUCACCUGCCUCAGUCACAAGGAUGCCGGACCUGAUCUCUGUCCAAGACUUCAUCUCCCAAACCCACGAAGAUCUGAGCUCUCCAACAACCUCCUCCUUUACUAGCCACAUGGGCAAAUGCAGGAACACCGUCUGCAGCUUAGAGGAGGACUUGGAUUUGGAUCGAACUGUUCUGCAAAAAAUGAAGAAAGCAGUCAAGGCAGAGCACGCCAGUGGACAAGAUCUCAUGAGCCACUUAGAUGCUCAUAUUGCUGCCCUGGAGAAGUUUUCAGGAAACUAUCAUAACAGCGGAGAUGAAAAGUUGUCUGAAGCUUUUACCACCUUUGCUUCAUUUUCACAAGAGCUGCUAGAAGCUAUCAAGAGCCUGUUCCUGAGUCUCUAUCACAACAUUCAUUUUUCUCUGGAUUCACUGAUCAAGGGAGAUUUCAAAGGGGAUUUUAAAAAGCCUUUUGAGAAAGCUUGGAAAGACUAUGAAAGCAAACUUGCAAAGAUAGAGAAAGAAAAGCGGGAGCUGGCGAAACAGUAUGGAAUGGUGAGGACAGAGGUUGCUGGAGGAGAGAUUGCGGAGGAGAUGGAAAAAGAACGAAGGAUGUUCCAGUUACAGAUGUGUGAGUACCUAAUUAAAGUGAAUGAGAUUAAAACCAAGAAAGGAGUUGACUUGCUGCAGAAUAACAUCAAUCACUGCAACUCUCAGUUCAAUUUUUUUCAGAAAUGUUUAAAGGUAACAGAGAAGCACAAACAAUUUAUAGAGGAACUUACUCCUGAGCUUCAGAGUAUGAAGUCAAAGCAGGAGGAGGAGAAAAAACAGUUAUGUUUCCUUCGGGAUCAGCUCAAAGCAGCAUUGCAGUUGGAGCCCAAAGAGGAUUCUAUGAGCAAGCCAGUGAGAUAUAGCAUGCAUCAACUCCAGGGGAAUAAGCAGUAUGGCACAGAGAGAUUCGGAAGCCUCUUUAAGAAAAGUGAUGGCUUAAGGAAAGUCUGGCAGAAGAGAAAAUGCACAGUCAAGAGUGGCUAUCUUACUAUUUCACACAGUACGUUAAAUCGUCCUCCGGUCAAGCUGAAUUUGCUCACUUGCCAAGUUAAACCAAAUGCAGAUGACAAGAAAUGUUUUGAUCUUAUUUCACAUAAUCGGACAUAUCACUUCCUGGCAGACAAUGAACAAGAAUGUAAUAUAUGGGUCUCUGUUAUUAGUAACAGUAAAGAAGAAGCUUUGAAUGUGGCCUUCAAACAAACACAAGUCAAGGAAGGAUGCAGCAUGGAAGACCUGACUGGAGCAAUCAUUGAGGAAAUAAAGCACAUGCCAGGAAACAACAUGUGCUGUGACUGCUCAACACCAGAUCCAGCAUGGCUCUCCAUUAAUUUGGGGAUCUUAAUCUGCAUUGAAUGCUCUGGGAUUCACCGAGAGAUGGGUGUUCAUAACUCCCGUAUCCAAUCGUUAGCCUUGGACAAGCUGGCCACCUCAGAGCUUCUGUUGGCUAAAAAUAUUGGAAACUCACGAUUUAAUGACAUAUUGGAAGCCAACCUUCCCAGUUCAUCUUCAAAGCCUACUAAGGACAGUGCAAUGACCCUUCGGAAAGAUUUCAUAAUUUCUAAGUAUGUUAAUAGGAAGUAUGUUGUUCCGAGGAUCAUGAGAAGUCCAAUUGUCAAGCUCAAGAAUUUGGAGAAUGCUGUCAAAGAGAAGGAUAUAUUUAUUUUGCUUCAGGCAUAUGCAGAAAAAAUGAAUUUAAGUGAGCCUGUUCUGGAGUUUAGCCAGGAACCUAGAGAGACACUUCUUCAUCUGGCAGUUCUAGUGGGUGACCGAACCUCAUUGCAUAUUGUAGAUUUUCUGGUGCAGAACAGUGGAAGCCUGGUGAAGCAAACCUCCAAGGGAAAUACUCCCCUUCAUUACUGCAGCCUGCACAAUAAACCUGAAUGCAUAAAACUCCUUCUGCGAGCAAAAGCCAACAUUGCAAUCACUAAUGAAGCUGGAGAGACAGCACUUGAUAUUGCUAGGCUAAUGAAUCACACUACAUGCGAGGAUCUGCUAUUGCAGGCUGAAAGUAAUCAGUUCAAUAUGCGUGCCCAUGUCGAAUAUGAGUGGCAACCAGGCCAAGAAGAUAUGUUUGAAAGUGAUGAUGAACUGGAUGAGAAGCUCUGUCCAGUGAAAAAAGAUCGCUUUCAUCGUCCACAAAGCUGCUACAAUCUGCCUGGGUCAGCCUCUCAGUCAUGGAAGAACCCAGCGGGCUUUUCCAGAGGAGCCAGUCCAGCAUCCCAGGACAAAUGCCAAGACAUAUAUGCCAUACCGCAUGCCUCUAGAUCUGCUGCAACAGCAUCUCCUCCCACUUUUGCUUAUCCAGGCCCACCACUGCCACUACGCAAUGCACCCAGAGCCCCCAGCUUCUCUCCUCCAAUACCCCCAACCAGCAGCUCUGUCUACCCUGUAGAUACACCAGCUAAAAAGGUUGUGCCUCCACCUCUGACCAUUAGACAUAAGCGGACCUCCUCAGAGCCUUUCCCCUCUACACCACUGAAUCACAGUCCUUCUGAUGAUUCUAGAUCUUUCUCACUUCCAAGACGUUGCUCUCCAGAAGGAGCUUCUCCUAGGAGUUUGAGUUCUCAGCCUUCUGAACUCCCUGAAGGGGUGGGUUCCUGGCAGCAAGCUGCCUCAGAAGAAAUGAAGAUUCCUUCUGAGCCAAACCAAAGCUCAAGAGAGAACCACUGGGCUUCUUCUCAGUCUCCUGAAUCAUCAGAUGAUAUUCCUCCACCACUGCCAAGAAGGGGAGACAUGAAUAAGUCCAGUCUGCAUCGUGUCAGGGCUCUUUAUGAUUGUCAGGCUGAUCGUGAAGAUGAGCUCACUUUCAAGGCUGGAGAAAUCAUUAUAGUAGAAGGACAGGAGGACUCCAACUGGUGGCAUGGCAGGAUUGAAGAGCACCCUCAUAGGAAAGGUGCCUUCCCAAUGUCAUUUGUUUAUAUACUGCCUGAAUAGAAGGUGAACAACUGAAAGGUAUACAUCUAAUUCACUCAAAUUACAAUCCACUCUGCUUUAAUAGGGCCUCCUGCCCUCUGAAAACCCACCUGCAGUUAACAGUUCUACAGAGGGACUUGCUGGAGUUAGAACCAAGUUCAUUGGUACUGAAAUGUCAUACUGAGGACAUCCAUACACCUCCUCAAGUCAUUGGCAAGAAGUCCAUUGAUUUUUUAAAAGACGACACCUGAAGUGCAAGAUCUAUUUGAUGAACUCAACAAACAUUCAUGUGGCAAUGGUGCAAUUUCUUGCUGCCACUGUAUGUGCAUGUAUGCAAGAGGUGCAUAGAUACCUUUCAAACCCCACUGCCAUCCAGCUGUUAGAAUGGAGAAUGACCUAAGCAGAAAGACUUCACUGAUUGGAAUUGCCUGUGGCUGCUUCGUUCACAUAGUCUCCAAAGUGGUAUGAGAAGACCACUUCUACUCAUUUCACCUCUUCUGUGAUUAUUCCAGUCUGGCUAUUUUUCAUUGAAUAAUGGCUCCUAUAAAAAUAGCUUAAAAACUGUUUGUUUAGAGUUCUUUUUGUAAUUUAAAAUACUAAGAUCAGAAAAGACUGUCUGGACUCUAAAUGUAUGGAUUUCAGCUAUCUACUUAGGCAUGAAAUGUCCCAAUAUUUAACAGUAUAUAUAAUCAUAUAAUCCAUAAUAAUGUGAGCCAAAGAAAGAGAAGAAAUGAAUCAAGACAUGUCAUAAGAAGAUAUUGCCUGUGCCUACUGUAUAUUUCUAGAUGUCAGAAACAAAUGAGAACAAAUGCAAAUGUAUGCCUUUCUUUAUUAUUAUCUUCCCUAUGUUCAUGAGACAUAGGGAAAAGCGUUCUCAGAAAUAAUACUUUGAGAAGCAGUAUUCCAAAAUUCCAGUAUAUUAAUUUCUGAAGUAAAAUCAUAAUGUAAUUUCUGCCUUGUCUGUUUGUACAUCUGUAUGUGCAAUCUAUGCAUUCCAUAAGGACUCCUUCCAAGGGGUGAAGAAGAAUGUAGGAAACUUACAUAUGAAAUAUCAAAAUGUAAAAAUCACAAAAUAUAUUUCAGUUUUUGCAAACACAUCUAUCGCUUCCUUGAAAGCGUUGUUUAUUACAGAAAGAACAUAACACAUACACUAAUUCAGAAUCUGCUAAAUUUUCCAACCAGAUGCAUCAUUCUCCUACUAUUUCUAAUACAAUCCUAGAGUAAAUAUGGUAUGUUGAAAUUUCCUUUUCCCCAAGUUAACAGGACAAUUUCUUUUAAAUCAGUUCCAUUUCUGUUUCUAAUAAUGCAAAAUGAUGUUACUAAUGCAGAACUGUUCUACGUGCUCUUAUGUUAUUAAAAUAAAUACAGUAUCCCAAAUGUC
This is a messenger RNA of Python bivittatus (Burmese python), 4462 nucleotides long. RefSeq names its product arf-GAP with SH3 domain, ANK repeat and PH domain-containing protein 1-like. The record is from RefSeq and is a predicted model, not a curated record. Gene Ontology annotation, biological process: positive regulation of GTPase activity. NCBI's taxonomy places the organism in Eukaryota, Metazoa, Chordata, Lepidosauria, Squamata, Pythonidae. Gene Ontology annotation, molecular function: protein binding; GTPase activator activity. Gene Ontology annotation, cellular component: cytoplasm.